Messenger RNA from Priapulus caudatus, 929 nucleotides. Its product is annotated as alpha-sarcoglycan-like. The transcript has 6 exons. Bases 3 to 914 code for a protein of 303 amino acids. NCBI's taxonomy places the organism in Eukaryota, Metazoa, Priapulida, Priapulimorpha, Priapulimorphida, Priapulidae. The record is from RefSeq and is a predicted model, not a curated record. Gene Ontology annotation, cellular component: sarcoglycan complex; membrane. Gene Ontology annotation, molecular function: calcium ion binding.
UAAUGUUGCACAGGUCACCAGAUGGAGCGCGCAACGUCGAAGAGGCAACCUCAAAGCAGCUAUUCGUUUACAAAGUUGAAAAAACACGUUUCGCAUCAGCAGAUGAUCACGUGAUGUUUCGAGCAGCAUUGAAGGAUUAUCCCAUGCUCCCACUCUGGCUCAAACUACACCAAACUAAUCACUCAUCCGAUGCCUUUCUAUAUGGCAUACCAGGUUCUGGUGAUGCCAGUCAAGAUGUGCUAGUCAUUGAGAUUGUAGCAGUGAAUGUUGAAAGCUAUGAUACUGCACGCAGAAAGCUUAGGCUAAGGGUCAUUGGUGAUUCUCCGCGGGCGGCGACGCAAAUGCAAGAGGUGCAGCUUCACAUAGAGAACAAAAACCUGGAGGACCUGCUGCAGCCCCCAACCCUGCUUGACCUCUUGGACAGAAUCAAGGACUUCUCGGUGUGGCCUAAUGCCGGUGCUGAUCUGCGCGUAACUGACGUGAAGAAGAUGGAAGAAGGCGAUUCUGAUAGCGUCAUUCUGAAGGUGGCGAGCACCGCCCCGCACUCGGCAGCGCUGCUGGGGGUACUGAGCAGGAAGCAGCGGGAAUCCUGGUGCGAGGACGGUGGCGGCGGAGACGGCGUGCCGGCGGGGGCCGUGUCCACGGACGCGGUGUUUGCACCAGAGUUCCUCAUCGACUGGUGCAUGCUGGAGCUGACAACUCUGCUGCCACCUGGUGAAAUGGAAACUGCGAGCAAGCAGCUGCAUCCGAUCGCCUUAGAGGAUGAAAUUGGCUUCCAUCCACCGAUAAGCAGGCACCCGCCCCGUGACUUCUUCUGGGUGGUGUUCCUAACGCUGGUGGUACCAUGUGCCGCACUCCUGUUUGUUGUCAUCUCUUUCGCCUGCAUCGUGUUCGGAUUUCGAGAAGGACAGUAAGUUACCUCUGGUGGA